Morchella sextelata is the source of this 585-nucleotide messenger RNA. RefSeq lists its product as uncharacterized. The coding region runs from base 1 to 585 and encodes 194 amino acids. The transcript has a single exon. The record is from RefSeq and is a predicted model, not a curated record. NCBI's taxonomy places the organism in Eukaryota, Fungi, Ascomycota, Pezizomycetes, Pezizales, Morchellaceae.
AUGUCGCCAAUAAGGGCGCCCACCAACAGGAGCUGCUCCUGUGCCCCGCCUGACGGUCAUCUGAGCGUCUACACGCCGCGAUACCGCGGCCUGGGCACGGCCGAAUCACCAUUCAUACAAAUCCCCCACCCCAUCCAGACCUGGUUCCGGUUCAAAAUCAUCCUCCCGGCCCAUCGCGGAGGCGACAAGGCAUUCACGGCGGAGUGGACAUUCACCACCAUCCAUCUGCUGGAAAUGCUCGACUGCCUCGAGAUCGACCGGUCGGUCGUCAGGGACCCGACCGUCUUCGUCUGCUUCCAUGGGUUAGUCUCGGGCGACGAAUACCCGCACAGAUACGUGCCGGAGUAUAAGGGGCUUGUCAAUCUGAAUGAUGAAGCGGCCUGGCAGAGGGUGCUGGUGGGAUGCAGGGAGAGGCUGGGCUAUAUCUCGCUGUUUUUUUCGGCCAUAAUGCAUCAUGAGGAUGUGGCGUCCUUCGAGGAUCAACGGCUCAGGGAGGUUAUUGUCCAUCACGUGGUGAGAGGUAAAAGAUUCUUUUUGGUCCUUGCAAAGAGUAGAAGGGCACGCACGAGCUGUGGAAAAUGUUGA